Molecule: messenger RNA, 927 nt
Organism: Dacryopinax primogenitus
Lineage: Eukaryota; Fungi; Basidiomycota; Dacrymycetes; Dacrymycetales; Dacrymycetaceae
Exons: 4
Coding region: 1-927 (308 amino acids)
Source: RefSeq, a predicted model, not a curated record
AUGGCAGGCUAUCCCAACAUCCCUCUAUACUCUCGUCUCUCACCCCGGGGGGACUUCCUCAUUUCCAAUCCCACCUUUCCCGACUUUCGACCUCGCUGGAGAUGUCGCCGCUUUGCUCUCGAGCUCAGAUGCGACGGUCAUCGUAAGAUAUACCUAGCGCUCUUCUCCCCAUAUCAGAUACAACUCCAAUGUCCUGACAAGCAUAUCCCUUUGCCUGUGCUGUACAUGUUCGGCGAAGCUGAAGGAUUCGACAUGCUACAGGCUCGAGAAUUUGCUGACACGUACUUGGGGGAUCGUUCCCUCGAUGACAAGGAGGUCGUCGUUUUCUCCGGGUUUCCGUGUUCGAGCGCUCCGAUGCCGACACGUACACUAUUACAAGAGUUGCAACAUGAAUUAUGCCAUUUCGAUUUGAUUAUUCCGCCUAUCGUGCCACGGAACACAAGGCCGCCAAGCCGCAUCCCCAAGUUCCCCAUGACUGCAUCGGAGCUUGCCAAACGUUAUCCUCGCAUUCAUCUUUGUAAAUCAGAGAUUGAGAACACAUCUGAGGGCACGCCCUCAAUCGCCGUUCCACUGCCGGCGGUUCAUACCACCGUAGGACGCGACUCGGAUUCCAGUAGUUCUGAUUCAGACUCGACCACGUCUAAUGCGACGACCCGGCCGCCGUCCUCUUCCGGAACGAAACCCAGUUCGGACGACGACGAAAACUGGCAGGAUGAUGUAACGUACCGUGAUAUGAAAGCAUUGGAGGAAGAGGAAAAAGAGAAGAGGGGGAAAGGAGGCAAGGGCCCGGAACCACCGAAUGAGCGAAGCGACAUCUGGGACAAAUUGCAUACCUAUGGGUCAACUAUCGCUGCAACUGCCUUAUUUGGCGCAGCGAUAAUGAUUAUAGGCGGGCAGUUGUGGCGUCGUGUCCACCAUUCCAACUAG